UGUAAUGUAAUGUAUGUCUGUCAAUACUAUCUGUCUGUCAAUACUGUCUCUUCUCUCUCUGUCAAUAAUAUCUCUUCUCUGUCUGUCAAUACUAUCUCUUCUCUCUCUGUCAAUACCUUCUCUUCUCUGUCUGUCAAUACUAUCUCUUCUCUCUCUGCCAAUACUAUCUCUUCUCUCUCUGCCAAUACUAUCUCUUCUCUGUCUGUCAAUACUAUCUUCUCUCUCUGCCAAUACUAUCUCCUCUCUCUCUGCCAAUACUAUCUCUUCUCUGUCUGUAAAACAGACAGCAACCAGGCAACAGACAGCCGAAGGCAACAGGAUUAUUUUAAUAGUUUAAUUCUACAGGAGGAUAACAAGUAUUUUCCCAAUUCCACAACAAUGUUGUACAGUACAGUCUGAUAUCUUUAUCAACUGAAAACCUAAUGCUAUGAUUGAGAUGAUAACUGAGUAUGUUGCACUGCUUGCUUGUGCGUGUGUGUGUGUGUGUGUGUGUGUGUGUGUGUGUGUGUGUGUGUGUGUGUGUGUGUGUGUGUGUGUGUGUGUGUGUGUGUGUGUGUGUGCGUGUGUGUGUGUGUGUGUGUGUGUGUGUGUGUGUGUGUGUGUGUGUGUGUGUGUUUUUGUGUCUCCAUUUGAUCAAAGUCAAGUACAAUGCCAUACAAGAUUGUGUGUGUCAUUCCGUUACACCAGGACAAGACAAGACAGUAUAUAUGGCAAGAUAGGACACGAGAAGACAGGACAAGACAGGACAAUACUGGAGGCUGUCUCAGUGCUGCUGCAGUAGUUUAUGUGUCGGGGGGCUCGGGUCAGUCUGUUAUAUCUGGAGUACUUCGCCUGUCUUAUCCGGUGUCCUGUGUGAAUUUAAGUAUGCUCUCUCUAAUUCUCUCUUUCUUUCUUUCUCUCUCUCGGAUGACCUGAGUUCGAGGACCAUGCCUCAGGACUACCUGGCCUGAUGACUCCUUGCUGUCCCCAGUCCACCUGGCCGUGCUGCCGCUCCAGUUUCAACUGUUCUGCCUGCGGCUAUGGAACCUUGACCUGUUCACCGGGCGUGCUACCUGUCCCAGACCUGCUGUUUUCAACUCUCUAGAGACAGCAUGAGCGGGGGCGUGUGGAAUAGCAGUGAUUCGUUGAAAACCCUAAACACUGCAGUAUGACAUGUCACAGGCCUGGACUACAACACAGGACCACCACACAGCAGGAGCACAGGACCACCACACAGCAGGACCACAGGACCACCGCACAGCAGGACCACAGGACCACAGGACCACCACACAACAGGACCACAGGACCACCGCACAGCAGGACCACAGGACCACCGCACAACAGGAUCACAGGACCACCGCACAACAGGACCACAGGAAAACCGCACAACAGGACCACAGGACCACCGCACAGCAGGACCACAGGACCACAGGACCACCGCACAACAGGACCACAGGACCACAGGACCACAGGACCACCGCACAACAGGACCACAGGACCACAGGACCACCGCACAACAGGACCACAGGACCACCGCACAGCAGGACCACAGGACCACCGCACAGCAGGACCACAGGACCACCGCACAGCAGGAACACAGGACCACCGCACAGCAGGACCACAGGACCACUGCACAGCAGGACCACAGGACCACCGCACAGCAUGACCACAGGACCACCGCACAGCAGGACCACAGGACCACAGGACCACCGCACAACAGGACCACAGGACCACCGCACAGCAGGACCACAGGACCACCGCACAACAGGACUACAGGACCACCGCACAACAGGACCACAGGAACACAGGACCACAGGACCACCGCACAACAGGACCACAGGACCACCGCACAACAGGACCACAGGACCACCGCACAACAGGACCACAGGACCACUGCACAGCAGGACCACAGGACCACCGCACAACAGGACCACAGGACCACCGCACAGCAGGACCACUGGACCACUGCACAGCAGGACCACAGGACCACCGCACAGCAGGACCACAGGACCACCGCACAGCAGGACCACAGGACCACAGCACAACCGGACCACAGGACCACCGCACAACCGGACCACAGGACCACAGCACAACCGGACCACAGGACCACCGCACAACCGGACCACAGGACCACAGCACAACAGGACCACAGGACCAUCGCAUAACAGAACCACGCACAACAGGACCACAGGACCACCGCACAACAGGACCACAGGACCACCGCACAACAGGACCACAGGACCACCGCACAACCGGACCACAGGACCACAUCACAACCGGACCACCGCACAACAGGACCACAGGACCACAACAGGACCACAGGACCACAACAGGACCACAGGACCACCGCACAACAGGACCACAGGACCACAGUACAACAGUACCACAGGACCACAGUACAACAGGACCACAUGACCACAGUACAACAGGACCACAGGACCACAGUACAACAGGUGGCUACUGUGGCUCACAAACAGCUACCCGGUAAACAACAAACAGACAAGCACAAGCUCGCACAUACGUUACUCAGCGUAAACACAUGAAAUCCAUACACAGACAAACACACCUACAUACAGCGGCUUGCGAAAGUAUUCACCCCCUUUAGGUAUUUUUCCUAUUUUGUUGCUUCCAACCUGGAAUGAACAUGGAUUUUUGGGGAGGUUUGAAUCAUUUGAUUUACACAACAUGCCUACCACUUUAAAGAUGCAAAAUGUUUUUAUUGUGAAACAAACAAGAAAUAAGACCAAAAGAAAUGAAAACUUGAGCGUGCAUAACUAUUCACACCCCCCAAGUCAAAACUUUGUAGAGCCACCCUCUGCAGCAAUUAAAGCUGCAAGUCUCUUGGGGUAUAUCUCUAUAUCUCGGCACAUUUAGCCACUGGGAUUGUUGCCCAUUCUUCAAGGCAAAACUGCUCUAGCUCCUUCAAGUUGGAUGGGUUCCGCUGGUGUACAGCAAUCUUUAAGUCAUACCACAGAUUCUCAAUUGGAUUGAGGUCUGUGGUUUGACUAGGCCAUUCCAAGACAUUUAAAUGUUUUCCCUUAAACCACUCGAGUGUUGCUUUACCAGUAUGCUUAGGGUCAUUUUCCUGCUGGAAGGUGAACAUCAGUCCCAAUCUCAAAUCUCUAGAAGACCGAAACAGGUUUAUCUCAAUAAUUUCCCUGUAUUUAGCGCCAUCCAUCAUUCCUUAAAUUCUGACCAGUUUCCCAGUCCCUGCCAAUUAAAAACAUCCCCAAAGCAUGAUGCUGCCACCACCAUGCUUCACUGUGGGGAUAGGGUUCUUGGGGUGAUGAUAGGUGCAAAAAAAGUGUUUGUCUUUGAUGGCCAAAAAGCUCAAUUUUAGUCUCAUGUGACCAGAGUACCUUCUUAUAUAUGUUUGGGGAGUCUCCCACAUGCCCUUUGGCGACCACCAAACAUGCUUGCUUAUUUUUGGCCACUCAUCCAUAAAGCCCAGCUCUGUGGAGUGUACGGCUUAAAGUGGUGCUAUGGACAGAUACUCCAAUCUCCUCUGUGGAACUUUGCAGCUCCUUCAGGGUUAUCUUUGGUCUCUUUGUUGCCUCUCUGAUUAAUGCCCUCCUUGCCUGGUCUGUGGGUUUUGGUAGGUGGCCCUCUCUUGGAAGGUUUGCUGUGGUGCCAUAUUCUUUCAAUUUUUUAAUGGUGGAUUUAAUGGUGCUCCGUGGGAUGUUCAAAGUUCCAGAUAUUUUUUAUAACCCAACUCUGAUCGGUACUUCUCCACAACUUUGUCCCUGACCUGUUUGGAGAGCUCCUUGGUCUUCAUGACCUUUGGUGUUUGUGUGAUCUUGUCUAUGUGUAGUUGCCUGUCAGCACUCGUUUGUAUAGCUUCAAGUUUAAUUUUGUUAUUUUGUUAGUUUGUUCAGUGUUUCAUUCUUUAAGUAAAUAAGAAUGUACGCAUACCACGCUGCGCCUUGUUCCGAUCCUUAUAACAAACUUGACACCCACAACUGAAGGUGGGAAAAGGGCUUCCUAAGUAUGAUCCCCAAUCAGAGACAACGAUAGACAGCUGCCUCUGAUUGGGAACCAUACUAGGCCAACAAAGAAAAAGAAAACAUAGAACUACAAAACCUAGAGUACCCAUCCUAUUCACACCCAGACCUAACCAAAAUAUAGAGAAUAAACAGGGAUCUCUAAGGUCAGGGCGUGACAGAUCCCCUGUUUUCAACACUCCAGUACCCACCAAACUUUGGGAUACUGCCACGCUGCUCAGGGUAAUUUUCAUUGCACACACCAAGCUAUGGUAAGACGAGGUAGCCAGAUUUCAGACAGGAAAAACACUGCAGUUAGCUAAGCUACAUUUCCUCAACAGCCAAGACCACAACACAAACCAAACAUAUUGCUUUUUAAAAAACAGUAAGCUAGUUAUGAACCUGCAUAUAGCUAUAGUCAAUGGUUGAACCCCAAACAGAGCCUAAGUUCAGUGUGCAAAUGCGUGCUAGCAUCAGACUUCCCACGCUCGCAGGACAGCAUCGCUGUUUCAAACAAUGUAGAAUACUUUUCAUCACUUACAGGCAAAUGCUCCCUCUCUUGCCUUGUCAUUAUUAGAAUUCAUAUUUGUGCUGACUGAUUAACAUAGUGUUAAGUUACUUUUCAGUGUGUUCCCAGAAAAUCUGAAGUUGCCAUCAACAAGUAGAAAGUAGUCAGGGUGCUGCACACUGUGCACCCAGCUAAAACAACACUCCUGCAUGGGUGCCUGUGUAGGGGUGUUUUACACUGGCUGAAAGGUGAUUGGAUUCCAUUUGGAACCGGGCUGCCUCCCGGAUGUGAGCCAGAUGCCCACUCUGUCUGAUGGCGAAGUCAACUCAAGACGCAAUUAUGCACGUGUAGUAACAAGUACAAUUCUGUUUUCACAUGCAAAAGUGAAUGCUUUUGAUAAACACACUAUCUGCCUUCCCUCCCUGCUUCCGCCCGAUGAUGUGACGGGCCAUAUUAAUCAAACCCCCUCUACGCUUGCUUAAAUUGUGUGCCAUGCUGUGCGCAGUCAAAAGAAAAUGACAUGCUCACUAACAUAGUUAGCUACGUGAUUAAUUGAGUCUGUUUUCAAUAAAUCAACUCGUUUAGACUAUUGUAAGUUAACCAAGCAAGAUAAAUAAAUGAACAAAAUCGUUUUGGAACAAGCACUUCAAGACUGCUCAUUUAAAUGGUCUGUCGAAAUCAGUGUUUUAAGAACAGGGUUUGUGGUGUAAUGGCUAGAGGUAUCUGAAGACUCUGGGUUUGUCUCCUGGAAGACACGUUUUGACAGUUAUUUAAUUUAUAGUUUUGACAGCCCCCUGCCGACACACACAGACACAUUUUCAUAUUUUCAUUCAUUAGUUGUCUCUUAAAAGAGCCUUUGGGUUUGUGGAGUGGCAGGCAAGUGGCAUUGAGUGUGGUGGUGUGUACUACUGCCAUCGUCUUAAUAGAGCAUAGGAGAGACCAACUCUCAGACUCUCAAGCAAGAUGUCGCUGCCCUGUUCCGUGACUUGCACGCCAUCCCUACGGUACUGCCUAGGGACAUAGUUCUUUAUGGCAGAGUGGUGGAUUGUGGGAAUACGCCUGUCACAGAGAAUUGCAAGCUGGCCCAUAUGGAACUAACGAACGAUUUAUGCAAAUUUAAAUGCACCUUCAAUACUUAAAAUGUAUGUUCUCUUCCAAAUCUGUGAGCACUUCUACAUAUUUAUACUGCCAUUUAACAAUAAGGAAACGUGUGCUCUUUUAUUGGAGUUGGAUAGCUGUGUAUCGCAUUAGUUAAGACAUUUGUAACUGAAGUUUUGUAUUCAAGGGUUAAGAGCACUGAUCCAAUUUCAGAAUUGAAAAUAUGUCUUGAAUUUCUCUUAAGAGUGUUGUGCUUAUCGAAUGACUUUGUAUUUUUCA
This is a messenger RNA of Oncorhynchus keta (chum salmon), 5844 nucleotides long. RefSeq names its product mucin-2-like. The transcript is spliced from 2 exons. Lineage: Eukaryota; Metazoa; Chordata; Actinopteri; Salmoniformes; Salmonidae. The record is from RefSeq and is a predicted model, not a curated record. Bases 1153 to 2394 code for a protein of 413 amino acids. Gene Ontology annotation, cellular component: nucleus.